Messenger RNA from Culex pipiens pallens (northern house mosquito), 2133 nucleotides. RefSeq lists its product as uncharacterized. The record is from RefSeq and is a predicted model, not a curated record. NCBI's taxonomy places the organism in Eukaryota, Metazoa, Arthropoda, Insecta, Diptera, Culicidae. Gene Ontology annotation, biological process: phospholipid metabolic process; arachidonate secretion. The transcript has 6 exons. Bases 231 to 1205 code for a protein of 324 amino acids.
CUUUCGCGCGUAAAGCAUCGCGUUUACGGGUACAAACUUUCGCGGAGGUGUACUUUUAUAAAAAUUGUGUGUGAUUUAGUAUUACGAAUUAAAACAAGCCGGUACGCUCAGGUUAAGUCGUCGUGCCACGGAAAUAUCGUUUUAUGGGAAAAUUCGGGAGUGCUGCACUCCAAAGUGAUUGUGAGGAUUCCGGCAGAUCUUGACGGCUGGUGGCCGAACAUCUCAAGAGUAUGGUCCUGGUGCGGUGGCACUCGCCAUCUAGCGGAAAAAUGCGCAAGAUGGUGCUGGUUCUGCUGGGCGCGGUGCUGACGCUGCUGACGACGGCCCGGGCCAAGCCGACGCUCAGCUUCGAGCUGUCCCGGAUACCGGGCUUCACGCAGAUCGUCGAGCGGAAGCUGCAGGACGCGAUGAAGAGCUACAGCGAAAAACGCCUCAACACGGAAUCGCUGCGGAUGAUCUACUUCCACGACCAGACGGUGGCCGUCGUCGAGCUGGGCUCGGAGAAGCGCCUCAUCGGCUGCGAGCUGAUCGAGAUUUACAACGACCUCGAGGGUCACGCCCUGCUCAAGAACCUCUCGUCGAUCAACCGGCCGCUGGAGAUCUCGUUCCGGGACAUGGUCAAGCUGAUGGAGCAGUGCGAGCACGUGGACCGGAUCAACGCGAAGAACCGGUUCCGGGCGACCAGUGCGCCACCGCCGCAGGAUUCGGUCGGCUACCGGAUCAACAACGGGGACGGCGAGGACGAGAGCGAGGAGACCGACUCGACGACCACCUCGAUGGGAAUCUUCCAGCUGUUGGCCAACUCGGGGAAGGAUCAGGGCGGCAGCAAGCGGGGCAUCUUCUACACGAGUCCGUUUUCGCUGUUCAGUGGGAUCAUUCCGGGGACCAAGUGGUGCGGAACCGGGGACAUUGCCGAGAGCUACCACGACCUGGGCGACGACGCCACGAUGGACAGGUGCUGUCGGACGCACGAUCUUUGCCCGCUGAAGGUUCGGGCUUACCAGAAGCGCUACAACCUCAACAACAACUCGAUCUACACCAAAUCCCACUGCAAGUGCGACGAUAUGCUGUUCGAGUGCCUCAAAAAUACCAACACUUCGGCGGCGCAAGUGAUGGGGUCAAUCUACUUCAAUUUGGUGCAAGUGCCCUGCGUCGAGGAGACACCGAGCGGGAUGAAGUUCCGGAAGGCGCGGGAAGGUUUCUGAGAAAAACCAAACAAACAACAAAAAAGUGCCUUUAAACUACGACAAAAAAGCAAUAAAAUCUCAAACGAAAGACGAACAAUUAAGGGAGAGGGAAGAUGGAAGCGUUGUUGUGAUUUAUGUAAUUUUUAUAGCGCGUAGGACAAACACACACCUUAACAAAAAUAAAGAUACGUAAUUCUCAAAACGAACCGCCCUUAAGGCAAGUUAAGAUUAGAAAAAAAAACUGGUUCGAUUAGCCCUCGUAGAAUUGCGCAAGAUCCGAACUUGAUCGAAAACAAAACAGCGAAAAAAAAACAGGUUUCCCUUCUCUACUAUCAGUGCAAUCUCCCGCCGCCGCCGUCGGCCAUUAUGGCAUCACGUCAGACGCAAAUUUGCCAUAAACCCGCAACGACGCAAAGUGACCACGUGUGUGAAAACGGUAUCAUGUGUGGAAAAUCUCGGGCUAAAUGGCGCGCGUGUUCGGACCAUUAUCUGCGGUAAUUUGCUCCGGUCGAGGCGGCAAUCGUGGGAAGCAUCAAAGCGAAGAUUAUGCACCAGACAGAGGUAUCUUAAUAACAACGCUCUUGCGGUAAUUUGGCGUGAGCUUUCAGCACACCAACUUAAGUUAAGCAAAGGGUUGCUAAUUUGGAGCUGGCACGCGAGAAAUUGCUGCUGCAGAGAAGAAAUCUUUAGUUUCUUUGAUUUUUAAGUGAAAAUCGGUGCAUUGAAUACUACUUUUGAUACCUUCUUAUCGACUCUAAUGAUAGUAUUACUGUGAAGGACGUGUGUAGGUGUAGUAGAUGUUAGAUCAAAAUGUUAGUAUUAUUUGGUUGUACUGUGAGGAUGAUAGAAAAAAACUGAGCGAACUCAGCACACAUGAUUGUACGUAAUGUUUCUUGUUCACGUUUAUAAAGCGAGUAGUAAGUUAUUUAUUUCUUAAUGUUAAUAA